Penicillium longicatenatum is the source of this 3615-nucleotide messenger RNA. RefSeq lists its product as uncharacterized. Lineage: Eukaryota; Fungi; Ascomycota; Eurotiomycetes; Eurotiales; Aspergillaceae. The record is from RefSeq and is a predicted model, not a curated record. Bases 1 to 3615 code for a protein of 1204 amino acids. The transcript has a single exon.
AUGUCGUCACGAGCGGACCACCCUCCCGGGCGGGAUUCAGGGUCUCCGGCGGGUGAACAUCAUAGCACAUCCAAAGACAGACGACCACAGUAUCAAGGAUCCAAUGGUGACUCGCUUGGGCGACGGUCUAUCCCACCGAGCGACGGCCGAGCGAGUGGUGAGCUAGAGGGAAGUACACUAGGCAGUAGCUCUCGUGAUGGGGAUCGAAGAGCCGCAAACCAACGCAGAUCGCAGAGCUCGGGUGGCUUCUUGCUGGAUUCCUUGCCUCGAUCUAACAGCGUCAGGAUUAGUUCACACCGUUCGCGCCCAUCGGAUGUUCCCAUGGAGAGACGAAAUACUCCCGAUCCUGGUAUCGUGGUACCUAAAAAGCGAUCGCGAUUUCCGUGGAAUCGCCAUAAGAACUCAGCCUCCGAGUCAGCUGCCGCUGCUACAACAACGACGCCAGCAGCCAUCCAACAGACUUCGACGCCGCCCCCAGAUGACCAGCGAUCUCAAAUAUCUUCAACGGCCGAGCCAUCAGCGCAGGAUGUGCAGCAGACUACAUCUGGGCUGGAUAGAGACUCCUUGCAGAUUGUGAACUUGGCGUUGAACCUGAAUGAGUCUCGAAGAAGAAACGCUUCUGGUUUACCCUUGGGCUCUAAUGGACGCAGACCGUUGUCUGUCUCUCAGCCCAUCGCACCGCCUGUGGACUCACGUGGUCCAUCAUCAAGGGUAAACCGUAUUUCGUACGACUACUCACAUCGCAAUUAUACUCAGUUUCCAGAGGAAGUGCCUCGGGCGGUACAGCAAACUGGUCAGUCCCCAGUGGUGGAGUUUCUACCGGCUGCUGUGGUGAAUGACAACCGGGCCUAUGAAUUCUCCGAUAGCACUCUUGCUCGCGCGGAAAGAGCUCGUCGCCAUUUCGAUCUUUUUCACGAAUAUUUACGACUGCUGCCUUUGCUACCUCCCCUUCGGAAUGGCCCGACUGUGGGUGAUGCCGAUUCGACAUCCUUCACGGGCCAUAGCUCGGCAGCCAACCGCGGCUAUAAUCCCUUACAAAUGAUUCGAAACAGAAGAAUCAGAUAUCGAGAAAAAUGUCCAAUUCAUGCAGAGGCAGAAGGUUGGCUUGACACCGGGAAAGUGCAUGAUUGGAUCAGCACGAUCGAGGAACAAUACACUUGUCAGAACUACGAUGAAACCCAAUCUGUUAAGCUUCCUUCUUUCAAGCAAGGCCAAGGGCAUAUGUCUCAAGGGGACCCAGAAGACCUGGAGUUGCUGGCUGGCUCACCCCCAUCAAGCUUGAGGCGGGUUAGUCGUACAAACAGUGUGAAGGCACCUCGAUUACGCCUUGACUGGAAGAUUUCACCUGCCGAACUUAUAGCAGAUGUUGCUUGGCUUGAGGAUUUAUCUAAUAAAGCCAAAAUUGUCGACAAGGAUGGUAACAAGAUCUAUCCAGAUCCCGGGGAGCUCUCUUUGAUUGACCCCGAGGCUGAAAAUGCCUCCGCACAGAAAGAACACAUGUCGGUCGAUAUGGAUAAUUCUGCAGACGGCGGACCCUCUUCUCGGCAUACAUCCAUGUCAAGUUCCCACCCUGCCCGUGCCCCCGAAUUCAAGAGUCUGAGUCGGGGUCGCCAUAGACACAGAUUUCAAAGCCACACCCAAGGCUUGCGAAGCCGUAGUGCUUCUAGCUCGCGGAAGCGCUCGCGCUGGGACAAGAUGAAGAUGCGUUCAGGAAGCAUUUCCAGUGAGUCCAGUGCAGACGGCCGCCAGUCAGUGGAUCAAAAACGUCCGACUUUGGAGCAUUCGCGCAAGGAUUUGGAAAAACUGCCGAAUAGGAAUUUAGCAGAGUCAUCCGAAUCUCGGAUAUCGCGCAAAAAGUCCUCAGCAGCCGGGGUGGUGCACACAGACCGCAAUCCGGCUCAGGCCCCAUCGAGUAAUACAAAAUCGAAGUAUGCGGCAAGAAAGGCAUCAUUUUCAUCGGCUGGGAGCAUAGAAGAUCGGUUGAACAGAAGAAUGUCUUUAGAGGGAAUAGACAGCUCAGUCCCCAAUUCUCCUGCCCAGCUUAGCUACUUUCCCAGCAUCGCUGUGAAUUUGUCUCCGCCUUCAAGUCGGUCUCCCUCGCCUGCUAAGAAAGGUCUGCGACACAAGAUCGUGUCGCGCCAUGAAAGAAGCAAGAGCAAACAAGGAGAUCGAGAGCUUCGAGGACACGAUGAUGAGGACUCUCGUGUAAAUUCUAAUUCCCUGCCACCUCCACCUGAGCAAGCCGAAGGUGCCUCAAAGCUUGAGCCAAGCCCUAUUCCAGACGUUGUGUCUUCCUCUUAUACCGACGACGGUAUGACUGAGAGCCAGAGGGUCGACACUUUCAGAGGACGAAAGGGACAAUAUCCUGAGUCAAAGCUGCGUGGAAUUCUUAAGGGUCCUGGUCGGAUCGCAGAGAGAGUUGGAAAUGAAGUUUCCAAGGUCGGUGAUCUUAUUUUAAAGAAAGAUUUGCCUCCUGAUUCCCGGAAAUCCUCGUCUGCAACAACACUUGCGUCGGACUCUAGCGACUCAGAAGAGGAGGAAAAAAGAUCGGAUAAGCGCAAAGGCCUUCUACGGCGGAUUCCAACUCUCGCGGACGAGCCUGGGCGCCUUACUCGUCGGGAUUCAGAUAAGGGAACUCCUUCAAGGAGCUUCAUGCCAACAUUACCCAGUUUUACAUCUCCGUUACGACAAGAUGAAAGAAGCGCAUCGCAUGAGGCAGUGGACUUUGGUAGUCCGCGUGAACGUGGGCCUGCAUCACGGGAUGGCUCUAAAAGAAUGCAUUUAUCCCGAAGCAAAACGCUUGACUUCGGCCCUGCCUUGAGCGCAAACCGUGGUCACAGAAAGCCACACGAAAUCAAGGAUCCAUCAGUUCCCUUUAGUCUUACUCGUCCCCCUGUCACUGGCCUUGCCCAAGCUUCUCCUGGAUCUCCGACAAAGAGCAGGCAGCCUCUUUCGGGCUCCACCCGCGCCUGGAGUAUUUCGGGCCGUAGUCUCCAAACCUUGAACGAUUCCGGUAUUCCCGGCAAGACGGAAGUUGAACGAACUCGAACGCUUCUCCUAUCUUCCGGUAUCAAAGCCCGGGAGAUCGUACGGCGAGCACAUACUGUUCGCGACCCACCUCCUCACUGGCUUCAAAGCUCAAUGGGCUCCACUGCAUCCAUUCCGCGAGUAACCAGGAUUGGUGAAUUUGACCUUGCUGCCCAGAAUUUCCUGCGUCGGUUUGAGAUGACUCAAUACUCAUUCCAACAAUCAAUGCAUCACUUCACCACCACUACCUCCUCCCCUCUGCAUUCACAGUUGAAGGACCUGGAAACCCUUAUCAAUCAAUCCCUCACGCCUCGUGUGCGAGCCACAGCUGAUGAUGCCGAGAGCCUGUGUGUUCAACUAAACACGACCAGCACGCUGGCAGUGAAAUCACUCAGCGACGCUCUCGAUAGAGGUGUUAGAAAACGUCGCCGCCGACUGCGCUGGGUGCGACGUGCUGGUUUCGUUGUCCUAGAAUGGGCUCUCGUCGGUAUGCUGUGGUGGGUCUGGCUCAUCGUAAUGGGCUUUAAGCUCGUGCGCGGCGUCUUUCGAGGAGCCAUUUCUGGUGCACGAUGGGUCCUUUGGCUCUGA